UCCAUUUUGUUCGCAGACGCUGGGGACGGUGGGAGCAGAUCCAUUUCCGGGUUGGCAAAAGGGGCGGCGGCGGCGAGAAAGAGCUUGCCGGGCGGGGGUCGAGCAGGACGGGACAAAGCUGGAGCGGAGGUGGUGGAGGAUUUGCUCUUGGAGCCGCUGUGGCCAGUCUCUGGUGGACAUCUUGUCUGUGUCACAGUUUGAUACCACCAAACUGAAAGGAUUCUUGACUGCUUCUGAUGAGGGGAUAAUUAGUUGAAGAUAACAGUGUCUCCGAUAGGUCUUGGGAUGGAUUAUGAAGAUCAUUUCUUUCGCUCUAUGACAUUGGUUCUUGUAACAUUGGAGACCCCAAGACAGAUCCUCUCGUUGGUGGCCCUGGAUUCGGCUUUCUCCUGCCAUCAUUAGUCCAGCGUAUUCUGUUCCUGAUAUGCAGGCCAUACAUCUUAAUGUGACGCAUGGUUCUUGUUGGAUGUACAAAUGAAUUAGUAGCCGAAUCUCCAUUAUAAAGCAUGGAAGCAUUUUUACCCGCAGGUAUAUGAGUGACCUAAAGCUGCAAAUUAAAACAGAGAGAGAGCAGUGCCAACUGCGAGCAGGGAAAGGAUGCCAAUUCCUCCUCCCCCUCCGCCCCCUCCUGGUCCUCCUCCACCUCCCACUUUUAAUCAGGCAAAUACCGAGCAGCCCAAGCUGAGCAGAGAUGAGCAGCGGGGGCGAGGUGCCCUCUUGCAGGACAUCUGCAAAGGGACCAAGCUGAAGAAGGUGACCAACGUUAAUGAUCGGAGUGCUCCCAUCCUCGAGAAACCCAAGGGAAGCGGUGGUGGAUGUGGCCCUGGAGCAGGCGCCCUGCAGCCCAAGGGAGGUCUCUUUCAGGGAGGAGUGCCGAAGCUCCGACCUGUGGGAGCCAAGGACGUCUCAGAAAACCUAGCUUGUAAGCCAGCCCUGCAAGUCCCCAGUUCUCGAGCUGCUGCUCCAAGGCCUCCAGUGUCUACAGCCAGUGGGCGCCCUCAAGAUGAUACAGACAGCAGCCGAGCCUCACUCCCAGAAUUGCCCCGGAUGCAGAGACCUUCAUUACCGGACCUCUCUCGGCCUCAUACCACCAGCAGUACGGGCAUGAAGCACAGCUCCUCUGCCCCUCCUCCGCCACCACCAGGGCGGCGUGCCAAUGCACCCCCUACGUCUCUGCCUAUGCACAGCAACAAAGCCCCAGCCUACAACAGAGAGAAACCCUUGCCACCCACACCUGGACAAAGGCUACACCCUGGUCGGGAGGGACCUCCUGCUCCACCCCCCGUCAAACCACCUCCUUCUCCUGUGACUGUCAGAAUGGGACCAAGUGGCCAGUCUCUGGCUCCUCCUCCUCCGCCUUACCGCCAGCCUCCAGGGGUCCCCAAUGGACCCUCCAGUCCCACGAAUGAGUCAGCUCCUGAGCUGCCACAGAGACACAAUUCUUUGCAUAGGAAGACACCAGGGCCUGUCAGAGGCCUAGCACCUCCUCCACCCACUUCAGCCUCCCCUUCUUUACAGAGUAAUAGGCCGCCUCCCCCAGCCCGAGACCCUCCCAGUCGGGGAGCAGCCCCUCCACCUCCACCACCCAUGAUCCGAAAUGGUGCCAGGGAUGCUCCCCCUCCACCACCACCACCAUACCGACAUGGGUCAGAACCUCUGAGCCGAGGAAAGCCCCCACCUCCGCCCUCCAGGACGCCAGCUGGGCCACCACCUCCUCCUCCGCCACCUUUGAGGAAUGGCCACAGAGAUUCUAUUACCACUGUCCGAUCUUUCUUGGAUGAUUUUGAGUCAAAGUAUUCUUUCCAUCCAGUAGAAGACUUUCCUGCUCCAGAAGAAUAUAAACACUUUCAGAGAGUAUAUCCCAGCAAAACAAACCGAGCUGCCCGUGGAGCCCCACCUCUGCCACCCAUUCUCAGGUGAAGCCUGGCUUGGUCCUGUUCCUCAGGAAAAGGAUGGACCCUCUCCUCUUCUCAGAUGGUCCCUUCCAUUCCCCGGAAACCUGCAUGAGAACUCCUGAUGUGUUUCUCCAGUGCAGCCAACCUCUAGACUCCAAGCGUCCUCCCAGCUCACCUCCAUCUACGCGUCUUGUCUUCUGGACUUGGUGAUUGGACUCUCCGUAUUGACAGUAGGGUCUCAAACCCUGCAUCCAUCCCUCCUCUAGCAAUCCCUGCUAGCCAGAUGAGGAAAAGCUUCCAUGUCGCCUGCUUUCCUCGUGGGGAAAGGUGCCUUGUUGUGAUGAACUAACUCAUUAUCGGGGCAGGGUGGGGAAGAGUGCUCCUCUCUCCUGCCCACUUUGGGGGAAGCUCGGCGGGUAUAUUUCACCAUUUCGGAAGCUGACAUGGCCAGGACUUAAGCAGGCCGAGGAGGUGGGGAGGGGGCAUUUUUUAGUGAAACAAGAAAGGAGUUUGCAGAGAAGUGAUCUGUUUUAAAGGUCAAGUUUGGAGAAAGGGCAAGAGAAUGGGUCUGUUUUAUUUUUAGGGGUAUUUUGGUUUUGUUCUUACCCCACUCCAUACCCUCACUCAAGGGAUAAGUUGGAUAUAAACACUAAAUACUAAUCGGUUGAACUAAACAUCUAAUAAAAAGAGAGGGUAGAAUAAACCGGGAGCCCUUUAGUGCUAGUCAUUUCCUCUGCAGCAAAGGGACCAGGAGCCAUGUGGGUCCCCAGGGACUCCCCGCCCCAUUCCUCAGGGUGCUGAGGCUGGGGGAUGUGUUUCCUCCCCCCACCACUCAGACCCUGAGGAGAAAAGUCACUUUUGUUCAUUCCAGAUAGGAAGAUAGGGCCAGGGUCUUGGCCUUAAUUAACCUUGACCUUGAGUCCACAUCAGUCUUUCCUGACUGGCCCCAAAAGACUCUGGCCCUUCAGUCCUGUCCAGAAACUUCAGCCCCUGUUGGGUGCUCUAUGACGACGACGAAGGGAAGGGUGAAGCUUGUGCUGGGGUUCACAGCCUGCUGGCUGAACAGCCUCUUCCUCUUCUCACCGCCCCUGCCUUUCCAAGACUUCAGGGGUUAACAGCAGAGUAGAGUAGCGUGAGGAAGUUUAUGGGUGUAGUCAAAGAUUCCUCUGUGCCAAGAAGCACAAAGACUUCGGCGAGGCGUGUCUCGGCCCAGCUGAUCUUUGGCAGCCAGCAACAGGUUGUUUGUUCAUCUUCCAGGCCCUAGUUAAAGGACGGGGAGAAAAUGGAGGUUCCCAACCCAGAGAGGAACUGAGCCUGGCUGGCAGGACAGGGGUUUCCCCUUCUCAGACGGCAGAGCAGGGCUCCUGGGCUACAUGCACAGGCGGCGUGGUUUGCCACAGCGCUGGCCACAUGCAGAGGCUACUCAAAGCUUGGAGUGAGAGCAGGGAGGCCAUGGUGCUUCCUUGAAGUGGUUGGGAAAAGUCAGUUUAAAAAUUUCACCAGAUACAUCACAGGCGUGAACUACCUUAGGGACCUCUCCAGUUUAUUGGAUCACAGAGUAAGAAUCUGCAUGGUGCUGGGUGAAACCCAAGUCUCUUCAGUUCUAGAAGAGAGGGGGCUCAGCCUGGGUUAUUUGUGUGGGGGCUGCUAUCCUCUGUCAUCCCCUGGACCACACUGACUCCUGGGACAAAAUGAGUAGGUCUGUCAUCAAACUUUUUCUAAUCAUUAUCAUUUGCAAAACUGUUAGUAGUUACCUCCCAUCAGUACCCCUGGCAUCCUGAAGUGAACGGAGCCAAGAGAGGGAGCACUGGCGGAGGGAAAAGGAGAGAGGACAAGAGUGGGUAUUGCAGCAGAGUUCCAGGGCAGAUGCUGACCAGUUAUACAACUUGGACUGUGAAGUCUUCCCAUUUGUUCUUGAAAUGGGAGUUGAUGCCUUUUGUACAGUGUUGUCAAAGUGUAUUUUUCCCCUUUCCUCAAACAUACAGCAUCAAAAUAAGUAUCACAAGUGAAAGCCAAACCCCCAGCUUUUCACUGGGGCUGUUACCUUCCCCCCAUGACCUGCUGCUGCCCCUCAUCUUCCCCAGCAUUUGGACUGUGUCACAUGGGUAUUGCGGUGUUUUUAUUUUCUUGGCCUCGUGAAAAGAGGCCUGGGUUAGAUCUAGUCAGAUGCAUUUUCUUCAGCGCAUGUGGGUGACACAGUACUUAUUUAAAUAUCUUUGCCUUAUACAUUAUUUGGUCCCUCUAUUAGGAACAGAUUUAUUAUCAUGUAUAUUUACUAUCGAAGAAUGGGAAUGUGAUCUUCAUAAUUAUUGAUCUAUUUUGUAUGUUGUAAAAAGCUUGUAAUAUAGAUUUAAGGCAGGCUGGCUGCAAGAGCACUGGAACAUUCUCAUCUUUUAAACUGUUCUUUUUAUCUGCUUCUGGGAAUGUCGACUCUGCAGCGGAAGAUUGGGUGGUCUCAUGUUGAGGCUGUUGCCCAGUCACAUUAAUCCUCUCACCCUCUCCCAGAAGGAGGAGGCAUUGCCCAGCUAAGCAUCAGGAAGCUGCGUUAAAAGCCCUUGUGUGGGUUUGGUUCUAUGAUGUUUUCUCUAGUGGGGAAAAGUUAAUACUGUAGUUGUUUCUUACCGCCCUUUCUGGGGAGCAGAGCAGUGGCCUCCAGGUUUUUAAGCCAGCUAGAUGCCCCUCUUCGACCCUUCUCUGGUCACCGAGCCUGGAUCAAAGCACUUGAUGCUCCAGGUGUGGUUGUCUCUGUCAUGGGGGUCUCCUCCCACGGCAGAGCCCCAUCGUUUUCACAGCCCAGGCCCGCAAGACAGCGUCUAUGGCUGCCCUACCUAGUGGAUGUGAAGCUGGCUGCUGUCCCCGGAAACUCAUCCCAGCCCUCCCAGCUGGCAAAGGCAAGGAGACUAGCUACUGGCCAUGGCCCUGGGGGCACCUCCUCACCCCACGGCUUUCCCACUUGAAACCCAGAUUUACCUCCAGGGAGAGAUGAGAAAAAAUUGUAAAUAGACUUGCAACAGAGCAACUCAGGUUGGGGUGUGUUUUAAUUCUCCUGAUCACUUGAAAUAAUCUGUAGGCUGAGUGCUUAGGGGAGGGGGGAGAAGUGUGACUCCAGGGUCCUCUGUGAAGCUCUGGGGGUGGAGUACAGGGCACCCGAGGCCCUCUAAUGGCACUGCACGGAGCUGUCUGUCCUUCUGGAAGCCCAACCUGCAAUCAAGAGCAAAUCAAGAUUCUUCACAUUUCAGUCGUUUCUUUCCAUAUUAUGUCUCGGUCCCCAGCUGUGUAGUCAGGGUAGCUUUCUGUAAGCCACCCUAAUUUAGGGGCUGAAAGACAUUCUAACUCGACCUUCAAGACUCAUCAAAAUGAAACAAAAUUACAGCCACCAUCGGAAUAUAUACACAAAUAAAAAAGGAUAACUGUUUGACUGAAGGAAAGGUUUGGUUCCAUUCAACUCCACGUUCAUUGUGCCUUUACUUGUGUUAGAUUUCUGUGCUUUCUUCCUCUCUCCCUCUUUGAAGCAAUUAAAAUCUUCCUUGAUAA
This is a messenger RNA of Artibeus jamaicensis (Jamaican fruit-eating bat), 5429 nucleotides long. It is a transcript of the gene WIPF2, whose product is annotated as WAS/WASL interacting protein family member 2. The transcript is spliced from 11 exons. Bases 598 to 1920 code for a protein of 440 amino acids. Gene Ontology annotation, molecular function: actin binding. Lineage: Eukaryota; Metazoa; Chordata; Mammalia; Chiroptera; Phyllostomidae. The record is from RefSeq and is a predicted model, not a curated record.